Messenger RNA from Sporothrix schenckii 1099-18, 3198 nucleotides. RefSeq lists its product as uncharacterized. The record is from RefSeq and is a predicted model, not a curated record. The coding region runs from base 1 to 3198 and encodes 1065 amino acids. NCBI's taxonomy places the organism in Eukaryota, Fungi, Ascomycota, Sordariomycetes, Ophiostomatales, Ophiostomataceae. The transcript is spliced from 4 exons.
AUGGCAUCUACCACGUCCAGCAAGCGCGCCAAGAGAUUGGUUAACAAGCUGUCGGAGUUGCAAUACCACGAUCAGGAGUUGACUGGUCCCAUCUGCCUCUCUAUUAAGCACGAUCUGCGGAGCAGCAAGUAUUGCAAGCUUGCACAGGUCUUUUCCGGCCCAGACACCGUGCUGGACAUUCCUGUAGCACGUGGCAGUGCUCGGAAGUUCAUCGUUUCUCAGCUUGAGGCCCAGAAACUGACAAACCAGGAAACAUCCGUCGUCUUUUUCAGCCCUCUGAUCCGCUACAUUGUGUCCUGCCUUCCCCCUGUUCGCGGAAAGUGGCCACCCACAGCUGCAACUAUUUUCACUUGGCACUGCUUCCGGACGCACCGAACGUUCUGCAUAUUCGCCUUUGUCGACUGUACCACCACAAUGCCAUCCUACAAGUACACAGCUCAGCAGCUCCUCGAGCUCCGGGCGUUUGGCGUACCGAUGUCACUUGAGGAUGCGCCCCAGAAGGGGGUGGAUCACGGCAUUCAAACGGGAUCCGCGGGUCGUCAGAGUGGUAGUGAAUCUCGCGAAUCUCGUACGCUUGGCCGUUUCCACAAAUAUAGGCCGUUCCAUACCCAGCAGUCAAGCACAGCGCGCUCUCGAAUUGAUUUCCCUGGUGCGCCCGAUGAGAUUGUCUAUGUCACGCGGCAGCCACGCCGUGAGGCUGCGACUGGCAAUCCGGCCGAAAUGGAAUGGCGAUAUCGUGGCAGGGUGGGCUCCGAAGCUACGUCGGCCGAGCCUCUCUCCGCGCCGACCGGUAUCAAUGCUCAGCAAAGCGAGGGCUUUCAGCGGUUCUACAAAGCUGUCAUUUCACCUACACACGUUCGAGUCACUGCUGGUGGCCGCAUUGUCCCUAACACGCGAGGCACCUCGCCCAUGUCAAAGCGCCCCAAGGACAAAGGAGAUGAAGGUGAUCUUGCUAAAGAUGCCAAUCCGCCGCCGGAUGACCAGACGCAGCGGGUCCCCGAUGGCCCAUACUUAGCUGGACCGCACCCAUCCAACUUGCCGCUGUAUGCUUUCCCUCCCCACCACCCAUUCUACCCUCCGUUCCCAGCUCCUAUGCCUAGAAUGUCGAUGAUGCCGCUACCCUUGGGACUCGCGAUGCCUGGUGGGUUUCCGUUUCCUCCUCAACCAGGGCCACCAGGCACUGCUUCUCAGAUGCUCCUGCCGGAGGCCGAGAAGAAUUUUGCCAAGGAAAAUGUGCAAAACGGCAAUCGCAGAGAGCCGUCGAACUUCAAGACACCGACGUUUGACAAAACACGCGAGCAUCCCAUGCACCUGCCCUCCGAGCAGCUUGAUCGUACGAAACCAUUUAUAGUCAAUGGCCAGAUGGUGUACCCCUUUGCGCCUCCAGCUGUUCCGCCUCAUAUCGCGGUAGGUCCACCUUCUCAGAUUCCCUCCGGGUUUCUUGGAAAUCCCAACUUUCCUCUCGCCUUGUUCCACGGGUCUCUCAUGACUCCAUCGCAGGCCGGGAUGAACCACUUGUUUAAUUCACCCCUGGGCUUCCCAAGUCUUCCCGGGCCGUUCCAGGCACCUCAAGCGAAUCCAACGCAUCCCGGUCAAUCUGCCGUGACAAAUGCUGGUUCAGUUCCAUCGUCGGAAAAUGCACCACAGCUUCCCUCGGCCCCCCCUAUUUCGUCAAUCCGACCAAGUGAAAUAAGCAGGAAGCAGAUCGAGAUGCUUCGGGGUUCUUUGAAAUACCACGAAGACCAGUUGCUUUACAACAAACACCAAAUUGACGAGAAGGAGAUGGAACGAACCAUUCGAAUGCUGCAAUCCCAGAUUGACAGAUUCGAAGCCUUGAACCAAAACCAGCUUCGUUUUGAAGAAAACCACUAUCCAAAGAAGGAGCCCAUUGCAGCUGAAACAAAUGGACCAGAGCGUCGCGCUAUCGAUCGGGCAUCUCGUUCAAGUGCAUCCAUGCAAGGUACAGUGAAGCAUGUCUCCAGCAGCACUAGACGUUCACACAGCAUUCGCCACAAACAAGUCCUCAGAAGGAAGGAACCUCUCUUUCAUCUGAAUCCUGUUGACCCAUCGUUUGCACUGUCUGAUCCCAUCAAAAAGUCGACCCUUCCUAUCAAGGCUGCACUUGCACCCCCGUUUGAACCUCGCUCUUUGGCCAUCGCAGAAGCGCAAGCUCCUCGUGUUCGAGGAUCGUUCCAAUGGGACGGUGCGUCUGUCGACGAGAGCAGUGCUGUAGACCAAAACAAUGAUGGCCGCGCCUACGGAGUCCGGGGUCCAAGCCAUGACAAGAAGCCAUCUGUUGUCACAACUAACAACAAAUCGGACUUGUCAAAGCCGUAUCUGGUCGGCACCCUUCCAGCCGGCAUUGAUCCCCAACAUGCACGAGACAGCGACUACGUCUAUGAGCGAGAACUUACUCAUGACGAGACCCGCUCACGGUACUUAUUCUGGGGAAGGGCGCCGUCCUUCACGCGCAAAGGCCUGCCUAAGUUUGACGGAAAAGACUUUUACCCCCCUUCUCCUGCCAACGACGCAAUCGGCGAUAGUCCACCACCCCCUUUAUUGGGCCGCCAUGUUCCGAUUGGUGCCCCCGAUGUUGACUAUUACACGGGGGCUUUCCAGCCAGAGGUUACCCAAGCUUCUCAGGCGGGCAACCCCGGUCGGUACGCAUCCGAGUUUCGAAGAGAAAGACAGAAGCCCGUCAAGGUCACUCUGAGGCGUCCUGAUUCGGACGCGCUCGAAGACCGGUCGCAGGUGAACGACAAGAAUCCCAAGGGUUUCGAAGAGGCGCCAAAGGACGUCACUCAGGGUGGAAAACAGGAUACGCAGGCUAAUAAUACAAGGUCCAAGUUAUUGCAUACUGUCCUGAAACGGAAUAUCUCUACCAAUAGCGAGGUAUUGCCGGGUGCUCUCACAUCAGCUACCGUGCAAGGUGUUCUUCCUCAAUACUCAACUGGUUACGACAGUCUGGUGGCUGCGUCUCUGAGCUCGGUCCACUCGUCGCCUGUGGCACUAGGUCGCCUCUCGCCAAUCAAGUCAGAUGAUGGCAGCAGUAUCUUCGUCACCCCGGCAUCGAGAAGGAUUGGAGAGAACCGACCGCCGCCAGAGAGUGUCGGGCCCACCUCCCUUGAGCAGCAGUUCCAAAAAAGAAUGACACUCGUCGAAAGCAACCACGAUGUCAGUCCUUGGGACAGCCUCUGA